AUGAAUUCAAUUCGCUCAUGUAUUGAACAACAAUUAAAUGAAAUUGAAUUAUUACGUUGUUGUUAUUCAUCAUCAGAUGAAUUUUAUCUUGAUGAUAUUGAAGCAUUCAAUGAAGCAAAAGAAUUUAUUGAUGAAAAACGUGAGAAUAUUCAAAGAAAUCUUGGUUUUAUUCUUAAACUUCAUCUAAAUGAUAUUAAUACAUCUAUUGAACUUCAAUUUGUUUAUCCAUUUUAUUAUCCUGAAUCACCAGUUGAUAUUCAUUUACGUACAUAUUUAUCACGUGAAUGCUAUGAAAAAUUUAAUGAAGCUGUAAAAAAAUUUUUAAUUAAUAAAACAUCAUCACAAGAACCUUAUGUUAUGGAAUUUCUUUCAUGGAUUCAAGAUAAUCAAAUUCUUUUUAUUCUAUCGAAUGAUACAAUAUCUAAAACAACAAAUGAACAAAUUACAAAGAAAAAAAUCUUUUCUCGUCUUUGGAUUUAUAGUCAUCAUAUAUAUAAUACAGAAAAACGACGAAAUAUAAUUAAUUGGGCACAUGAAUUACAUUUAAAUGGUUUCUCUAUGCCUGGUAAACCUGGUAUUAUUUGUGUUGAAGGAGAAGAAUCUGAUGUUAAUGAAUAUUGGACACGUUUACGCAAUUUAACAUGGAAAAGAUUACAGAUGAAAGAAAAAGAAAUUUUAGGUGAUACAGAGGCAAAUAAUUUACGUUUCAAUCAAUUUCAAGAACUUGCUUUUGUUCAUGAUAAUCAUAGUAAACAUGAUUUAGGACAAUUAUAUCAAUAUUUACAUGAUAAACAAUUAGAUAGAAUGUUUAAUCUCUUUUUUGGUUUUGAUGGAACAGAUAAAAAAUAA
Rotaria sp. Silwood2 is the source of this 849-nucleotide messenger RNA. Lineage: Eukaryota; Metazoa; Rotifera; Eurotatoria; Philodinida; Philodinidae. The record is from the annotation of a GenBank genome assembly.